Leucoraja erinaceus (little skate) is the source of this 4435-nucleotide messenger RNA. RefSeq names its product sperm associated antigen 5 (gene spag5). The transcript has 23 exons. The coding region runs from base 150 to 4262 and encodes 1370 amino acids. The record is from RefSeq and is a predicted model, not a curated record. Lineage: Eukaryota; Metazoa; Chordata; Chondrichthyes; Rajiformes; Rajidae. Gene Ontology annotation, biological process: regulation of attachment of spindle microtubules to kinetochore; cell division.
AGUGAAGAGGGGGGAUUUGUUUCACCGCCUCCCCAACUGUCUCCUUCACCCUUCCUGCCUCUCCACCACCUCUUGUUCCCUUUGCCUCCUCCACCUCUUCCUUGUCCACUCCUGCUCACAGUGUUCCUCUCCGUUCAGGUGAGGGGGAAAUGCUCAACAGAAGACGAUCGGCGAAGUCCUCUUCCUCGGAGAAUGAAGACCAGCUUGCGAGUACUCCGGGCAGGAAGUUUGGCCGGGUCCCGUUGCAGGACGUGCUGCUGCAGUGCAGCGCUCAGCGGGACAUGCAGAGAUCCAGCAGCAAGGCCCAGUGCAUGGGGGUGCCAUCGAGCAACCUGACUCCGCUGCUGUGCAAGCUGAAACUGGAGGAUGCCUACCGGCCCGCCCCGUCACUAGUUUUUGACAAUCUCUGCAAGCACAUCUUUGUGGAUGGUGUGUCUUCACCGGCGACGCAGGCAUCCUCCAGACCAGGGGUCCGCGGGAAGAGGAGCCUGCCGGUCACUGGAACAGCUGAGCCUGCUGGCGGUGGGGCGGUGAGAGAAGAUGAUGAACGGAUCCGUGGAGCAGACGCCCCUCCUGUGAAUGCGGGGGAGUUGGUCAUUGCCGAGGCACAGGAGGAUCCCGAGCUGUCGGUCAGCGGGGCUGCCAAUGCAAGGGCGUCCGCGCCCGCCGAAGCUGCAGCUGGACAGUCCGCAGGGUCUCCCCAGGCCUCGCUGGUUGGUGUGAGCUCGCCAGAGUCCACACCUUCUGGCACCGGGUCCAUGGCCGAGAGGCAGGGUGGCAGCAGCCCCGGUGUGAGGGCAGGUCAGGGCACCCAGGUGGAGUGUCAGGAUCCCCUUGGUGGGGAUCCGGGGACAUCUGAACCGGCAAGAGAGGAAGGGGAGGCCGGGGAGAGAGAGCACGCGCCCACGGGGGCAGAAGUAGUGAAGGUGGGGAAGAGGAAGAGACUUUCCAUGGCUGAGGAAGUGGAGGAGUGGGCACAUCUCUCGGCCAUUGUAGAGGGGGAGUCCGUGGCUGGAGACGUAGUAGGGGGGCCAGAGGCUGAAGAGGGGGUGAAGGCUAGUGAGGGGCAAGAGCGGGUACAGUUGCCAUUGGCGGGAGAACGGCUGUCAAUAGAAAGCGCGUGGGAGAAUCAGAUGCCAGAUGCCAGAGACUCUAAGGACAUUGUGGAGGGGGUCCUCGAUUGGGGCGGGGAGCAGGAGGCCCUGGCUGGGGACAGUGGGGAGGAGGUUCCUUCUGAUGAGAGGGGGCAGGGGGUCCCAGCUGAGGGGCAACCUGUCCAGGCUGUGGAUGAUGGGGCAGGGGUCCCAGCUGGGGUUGUGACAGAUCAGGUCCUGACUGGGGCGUGGGUCCUAGCUGGGGACAGCGAUGAGGGGGUCCCGACUGGGAAGAAAAUCCUAACUGGGGACGGAGAUGAGGGGGUAACGACUGGGGAGAGGGUCCCAGCUGGGGAUGGAAAUGAGGUAAUCCUGACCAGGGAGAGGGUCCUUACUGAGGAUGUAGAUGAGGUAGCCCUGGCUGGAGAGGGACACCGAGCUGGAGAUGGGGAGGAGCAGUCCUGGGGGGAGGGUUUGUCAGGGGGUAUGGGAGGUCCAGUGGAAAUCCCUGCACUGGCCGCAGGAGGAGAUGCCACCCCUCUUUGUGCCGUGGGCUGUGACCUGCGGCAGACCCGGAUCAUCAGCGGAGGGCAGCGGGCAUUGCUCCCUGAGCCGGUGGUGCAGGUCGACAUGGGCACCAGCCCGCUGGAAGCGGUGCAGUCAUGCGCCCUGGCCUGCCUCAUCCACCCGGGGAGCAGUCAAACCCCCGCGGACACCUGGCGGCUGCUGGCGGCAGAAAUUGGUGUGAGGCGCGUCACUUGCCGUGAGGUCAGCACGGCGGUCACUCCCGUGGGAUCGCACUGUGCCAUGACCUGCAUGACCCCCGUCUGCUUUGCCGACAAGGACGUCAACACCUCUGUGAUGGAGGAUGUACGAUGCGCAGUGACCGACAGCGCCGUGGUCACGGACCCGCUGCUCUGGAACUUUUCCCGCAAGGAUUUGGAGUCUGUUCCCCGGGACCAGUUGGAACGCCGUCUGGAGACGGCCCUGACGGUGAACGAGGUUCUGUCCAGCCAGCUGAGCGAGCUGUGGAAGAGCAAGGGGCUGCACCUUGGUGUGGGGCCAGCUGAUCAGAGGGAGGCCUUCACCCAGACCAGCAGUACCCAGGCACUCGAGGUGGAGCAGCUGUACCUGGCGCAGACUAGCAGGGUGCGGGAGCAGGAGCUCAGCGUGGAGCUGUACCAGCAGCUGCAGGCAGCCCUCGCUGACACUGGGGGGCAGCAGAGCUUGCUGCUCAGGGAGGUGGAGGAUGGGCUGCGUGCUGCUGAUGGAACCUGUGAACAGAUGCAGAGGGAGCGGGCCAGGAUGUCGCAGCAGCUGGAGGACGCCAGGCAGCUGGCCCGGCAGAGCACCAGAACACUGCAGGCCACGGGCCGGGCAACGUCAAAAGCCCUGGAGGAGGCGGCAGCAAUGAAGGAGCAAGUCGCCGAGGCGGAGUGGAAGCAGGCAAACAUGCAGCAGGAGUUGGAGCAUUGUACUGACAGACUGCGCGAAGCGUUGGCCAUGGGGAAACAGCUGAGCAGCGAGAAACUGCAGCUCAAAUCUGACCUGGAAACCAUGAACCAUCAGCUGGCUGGAGCAGAGGCCGAGCGGGAGAAGCUGAUGAAGGACAACGGCCGAUACUUUGUGGAGCUGGCGACGGCGGAGGCCUCGCGGAAACUCUCGGAGGCGGCUCUGGCCGAGAGCACGGAGCGGUUGCAGGCCUGCGAGGUGCAGAACAAGGAGAUGGUGGACUCGCUGCUGGAGAACGUGCAGAGUCUGAAGGAGGAUGUGAACAAGCUGCUGAAGGAGAAGGGAGGGUUAGAGAGGGCCGCUUCCGAAGCCCAGGGCCGAGUCCUCAGCCUGACGCGAGCUCUGCAGGCGAAGGAUGUGGCGUUGCAGGAGCUCUCCGACAUCCGGGCCCAGGCUGCCCUCAUCUCCGACAACUUCGAGUUCAUGGAGCAGGAGGUGAAGAUGUCCCGGGAGCAGCUGUCGGAGACGGAGGGGCAGCUCAGCGAGCAGAUCCGCAGCCUACACCAUCGUAACCUGCAGUGUGAGGAGCUGCGGACUCGGUGUGACCGCCUGCGUUCGGAGCUGGACAUGGUUAAGAAGGAUGCACGAGAGAUGCUGAUGGAGAUGGGGGAGCAGAUGAACCAGGCCAUCGUCGAGAUCAUGGAAAUGGAUGGUCAAAUGCAGAACGCCACCAGGUCGGCUGAGACCACUCUGAAGAUUUGGCAGCAGGAUCUUCCCAAGACCGUUGCUGAAGUCAAGGCAGAACCACCGGUCGCAGCUGAGCAGACAAGCGACCAGGCUGCUGAGACAGGGGAGAUGACUCGGGCUGGCAACGAACGUAAGGAGGCGGCCACGAGUGACAUCAGGAGUGAGCAGAGUGCCUUUGCUCCAAUUAAACCAACGGGCACAGACAUAGCAGCAGACAUGGAGGACACCCUGCAACAGCGGGUGUGCAGGCUGCACCGGGCGCUGGGGAAGCUGCUGGCCGUCCGCACGCAGGCCGAGAGCGUAAUGAAGCUGCAGGUGCAGGAGCUGCAGCGGGAGAUCUCGGUGGGGCGAGAGCAGCAGGAGGCCAAGAGCAACAAGAAGCAGCUGGAGCUGCACAGCCUGCAGAGCAGGGUUGGCGAGCUGGAGGCGGAGAACCGGCAGCUGGCACGGGAGCUCCAGGCACACGCCAAGACUAAAUGUGAACUGGAGCAAGCCUUGGAGAGUCAGAAUGAGACCAUCUUCGAAUUUAACAAGCUGUUGGAUUCCAAUCUCGAGGAACACUCGCAAUUUCUGGCGAUGAAGCAGCAGGUGACUGAUAUGAAGCGGCAGCUGCAGCAGGUGGAGACGGAGGCCAGCACCUACCGCGAGGAGUUUGCCAAACUCCAGGGCCCCGGGGACUCUCUGGGCAAGGACUGGCUUCAGGAGAAGGUGGAUCUCCAGCAGCAGGUGCGGAAGUUGCGAGGGGCUUACUUGCAGAAGGACGGCGAGAUCCAGCAGCUGAAGGAGAAGAUGUUCAGACAUAGAGCCAUCCUGGAGGAGAACAAUCAGAAAGCAGAGGCCGAGGUGCGCAAGCUGGACAACCUGAUAGAGCACAUCAGACGAACUCUCCAUUCGAUACCUGAAGUGGUGGGCAGCUCAGCGGAGUUGAAGUGUCUCCUGCAGUGCCUUGGAGAUGAUCUGGCAACAUAGUGUGUCACGGGGCAAAUGUGUCCCCUUCUCUCUCGCUGGAGGAGGAAAGGGCUGUUGUGAGGUGUGGGCUUCUGGUUGAUUCACAGUAGGAUUUGCGUCUCCAGCAACAGAUUUGUGUCUCCAGUUUAAAAGCCCAGGGUUUCUUAUUUGUACAGAAGACCAGAGAGUGCAGC